GAGGAAGAAAGACCGCAAAACACACAACGAAACCGAAGACGUGUGCCUCCAUCCGAAGAUGACUCGGAGGAAGAAGUACAAGAUGAGGACGAAGAGAUGCCCGAUGCGGAUGCAGAUGCCGAUGCAGAGCCGAACACCCAAGAUCAGCUUGUGAAGAAACUCGUCCGAUAUGCUCUCGCGUGUGAAUACCAGAGACUGCCAAUUCGACGGGCGGGUAUUACAGAGAAAGUCAUUGGAAAGCAGCGUGGGCACAACCUCCGAAAAAUCUUUGGCGCUGCACAAGACCAAUUGCGAACCAAAUUUGGCAUGGAAUUGAUGGAACUUCCUGGGAAAGAAAAGGUCACAAUGAAGGAAAAGAGAGCUGCGUUGAAAACCAAAGGCGGCUCCAAAUCAACUACAUCUUGGAUUCUCACAACCAUCCUGCCUCCCGACUACCGAUCGGCCGAAAUCAUACCUCCCUCUAUCAUUGGAAGUCCGGACGAAGAAGCAGCCUACAUGGGUAUAUGUUCGGUGAUCGUUUCCCUCAUAGCUCUCAGUUCAGGGGGUGAACUCCCCGACCACAAGCUAAUGAAUUAUCUGGAAAGAUUCAACUCGGGUAAGAAUACUGGGCUUGAUACAACAGCAGCGACUCUGCAGCGGAUGAUCAAGCACGGUUAUAUUUAUAAAUCUACGGAGAAGAGCGCUGACGACGAAACGGUUCAUUGGAGAGUUGGUGCCAGGGGCAAAGUCGAGAUUGGUAACAAGGGAGUCCAGGGUUUGGUGCGUCAAGUUUAUGGGGAUAGUGCUCCUGGUGAUCUAGAUAAGCGCAUGCAGCGCAGUUUAGGCAUGGAAGUUAGAAAGGUUCCCAGGGAGAAUGAUGGGGGUGGGGGUGAGGAAGAGGACGCCGUUGAGGAACCGGCAAAUGGAGAUCCUGGUCCAAGCACUGCUAGGAGGGCAAGUGGGAGGAGAAGAAGGGAAUAG
Messenger RNA from Hyaloscypha bicolor E, 960 nucleotides. RefSeq names its product MAGE-domain-containing protein. Gene Ontology annotation, biological process: DNA repair. The record is from RefSeq and is a predicted model, not a curated record. Gene Ontology annotation, cellular component: nucleus. The transcript is spliced from 2 exons. NCBI's taxonomy places the organism in Eukaryota, Fungi, Ascomycota, Leotiomycetes, Helotiales, Hyaloscyphaceae. The annotation marks the transcript as partial.